Molecule: messenger RNA, 1482 nt
Organism: Neoarthrinium moseri
Lineage: Eukaryota; Fungi; Ascomycota; Sordariomycetes; Amphisphaeriales; Apiosporaceae
Exons: 3
Coding region: 1-1482 (493 amino acids)
Molecular function (GO): oxidoreductase activity, acting on paired donors, with incorporation or reduction of molecular oxygen; iron ion binding; heme binding
Source: RefSeq, a predicted model, not a curated record
AUGGCAUCAACGCUAAUUCUGCUGGCCGCACUUGGACUCGGUAUUACUUGCAUCCAUCUGCUCUCUAAUUGGACAAAGUUGAGCAAAGCGCCCGGGCCGUUCCUCGCCGGCGCCACCGAUCUCUGGCGAGCUUACCUGCAGUACAACGGGAAACUGAGACAAAAACUUAUAGACUUACAUGCCCAGUGUGGUCCAGUCGUGAGAUACGGCGUGCGCAGCGUCAGUAUCAGUGACCCGGAGGUUAUAAAUGCGGUCUACGGGAGCCGGGCGGGCUUCAUCACGGCAGAUUCGUAUAAGGUACUAGUGGGGAUUCAAAAUGGCAAAGAGGUGCCCAGUCUGGUGAGCACGGCCGACGAAGGUCGCCAUGGCGCCUUGCGACGAUCUGUGGCCAACGCCUUCACGCCCACCGCCGUGCUGAAAUACGAGCACUGGAUCGAUGCAACCAUCUCUGAGCUCUUCGACACGAUGACGAAAAGGUCAAUGUUCGACCUCUCAUCCAUGAUUCUAUACUACACCAUGGACGCAGCCGGGCGGUUUUCAUUCGGCGAGCCUCUAGGGUGUCUCGCGGCGGAAGACGAUGUGGGCGGCUCAAUCCAACUCAUUCGCGACCGCUUUAAUCACUGGGGAUGGUGGUCAUCCAUUCCACAGUUGGAGCGACUUGUAUUUCGCAAUCCCCUCGCUAUGCGCCAGAAACGAGCGCCAUCCAGCAUGGCGGCAGCCGCUGCGGCAAAGCUGCAGGCGAGAGCUGGGAAGGACAAACAUGAUAUCGAGCAUACAGACUUACUUCAGAGGUUCUUGGAAGCCAGCCAAGAUCAUCCGGAGGCUCUGAACGCCUCAGGAAUCACAGGCAUGCUGAUGUCCACCAUUUCAGGAGCUGGUGAUACGACGGCUACGACGGUGACGUCCGCGCUUUACUACUUACUUAAGAACCCUGAAUCUCUCAAGAAGCUCGAGGACGAGCUGUCACAAGCCGGCUUGUCCGAGAUUCCGGCUUUCUCGGAAGUAAGCAAGUUGCCAUACCUCAAUGCCGUCAUCAAGGAGAGCAUGCGGGUUUUCUCCACAGCGACCUGGCCGAUGGAGCGUUUGGUCCCUGCUGGAGGCGUCACCAUUGCCGGCAUGUUCUUUCCCGAAGGGACAAGUGUAGGCUGUCUGCCAUCUGCGGUACACCAAAAUACCAAGGUCUUUGGUGAGGACGCCGACACCUACCGUCCGGAGCGCUGGCUCACUGCAGACCGCGAGCAGCUGAGACAGAUGGAAGCCACACAUAUGGGCUUUAGUCGGGGCCGUCGCGUGUGCUUGGGCCAGAACAUCGCUAUCAUGCAAAUGAAGAAAGUCAUACCCGCGCUGGUCAUGAAAUUCAAGUUUGAGUUGGCGAAUCCUGAGGCAGUUCUGGAAGCUGACUUCUCUCCAGCUGUGGCUUGCUUGAAACCACUACUAGUUGAGAGGAAAAACAGGUGGCUCGGUGUUCCAGAAAACAGCUAG